Molecule: messenger RNA, 501 nt
Organism: Humulus lupulus (European hop)
Lineage: Eukaryota; Viridiplantae; Streptophyta; Magnoliopsida; Rosales; Cannabaceae
Exons: 2
Coding region: 1-501 (166 amino acids)
Molecular function (GO): zinc ion binding
Source: RefSeq, a predicted model, not a curated record
AUGCACCAUAAUGACAUCCAACAUCGUGAAUCACUCAACGCUGCACUAAAAGCUGCCAGAAAUCUCCCAAUUGAUAUCUUGUUUGAAUGCCUUAGAAGUUUUGUUCAAAAGUGGGUUUGGAACAACUCAAAUAAUGCAAAUGGAACAUUUACAAAAGUCUCUACAGUCUUGCCUUUCAACCCAAUAGAAUACCAAGUUCGUGAUGAACAGAGGAUCAAUUUCACAGUAAAUAUACACAAUAGAACAUGUACUUGUAAUAGGUUUCAUGAAGAUGAAAUGUCUUGUGGGCAUGCAGUAGUUGUAAUUACAAAGAGAAACUUGGGAGUGUAUGAUUAUUGUGUGAAUUUCUACAAAACAGAAACAUUGAAAGCAUUGUAUCAAGAAAAUGUUCAUCCUUUGUCCCAUAAAGAUGAAGGGAAUCUCCCAGAACACUUGGACAUAGUGUUGCUGACUCCAAAGUCAGCAAUCCCUGUAAAAAGACCAAGAGAGAAAAUAAUAUGA